Heterobasidion irregulare TC 32-1 is the source of this 784-nucleotide messenger RNA. RefSeq lists its product as uncharacterized. The transcript has a single exon. NCBI's taxonomy places the organism in Eukaryota, Fungi, Basidiomycota, Agaricomycetes, Russulales, Bondarzewiaceae. The coding region runs from base 287 to 547 and encodes 86 amino acids. The record is from RefSeq and is a predicted model, not a curated record.
CCGUCCAGAGCUCAGACUGGUCAGCGCGAGAUGGACUGAGUUCUACAUGUGGCGAACGACACUCGCCGUCGUGCGCGGUGCGCUUGUCAUCUUGUAGACGCAGAACCCUCCCCCGUCAGUGCACUCUCCUCUCCGUCUCUUCGUCGACUUCCAAUACCAUGGCAUCGAUGGUCUUGCCCAGGAAGAGGACGUCACUUGGCUUGACGACCGAGCUCGAUGCUUGAACCUUGUCGCCUACUUACGAAACGCCACAUCUACCGCCGACCUAUAUACACACACGCGUCUUAUGGUGGCUGCCCGUCCACCCGGACGCGCCUGGUGUCUACAAUCCUCAAGAGCGACUCGACGCGCUCGGCGUCGCAGGUCGACUCCCAUGCCGCGCUGCGAGCCCCAUCCGCGACGUCGCGUUCCCACCGCUCAACAGCGUGAUCUGCGGCUCUGCGCCGCUCAAUCCGCGCUUUCUCUCACGCUGAUGCCGGGCAAUUUUUUGGCAGCUGCGCUCAUCUCCACUUGCGGGCGCGGUCUUCUCAUCACGCACGUGCUCUGAAACCGGCGGACGGCAAACGUGGUGGAGGAGUCACCCUCGCUGAGUCCUUCUGCUCUGUUUCCCAUGCAGGACUCGCGAUGCCGACGUGCGUCUGAUCACCGUAAUGCUCAUCAGACCACCUGCCCACGCGCGAUGUGGUGAUCACUUAAAGGCGCGUCGAGUCUCGCGUCUCGUGGGAGAUCAGCGCAGAGUCACUGACUGUCAUCUCGAGUCCCCGGCCGUGAGCACGCACGGCAC